Molecule: messenger RNA, 1622 nt
Organism: Bombina bombina (fire-bellied toad)
Lineage: Eukaryota; Metazoa; Chordata; Amphibia; Anura; Bombinatoridae
Gene: WDR54
Product: WD repeat domain 54
Exons: 8
Coding region: 1-888 (295 amino acids)
Molecular function (GO): protein binding
Source: RefSeq, a predicted model, not a curated record
AUGUAUCGUAAGGAGAAAAGUAUCCAGAUGAAGAGCAGCGCGUCAGCUCUGUACAACAACCUAAGCGUGCUGCCCAUCAGCGACAAGAGCCUCACCUACUUCACUGUCGUUCAUAGCAACACUGUAAAUAUGGUGAGCGCCUCUGCGGAUGGCUUAAACUUCUCCCACCGCCAGCUGCAGUCUAAGGAGGGGAGCAUGGCCGUCAGCUCGUCCCUCAUCACCCAGGCCUCCUGGUGUGUUCUGCCAUCUAGAGUCUUGCUUGUUCUUACUUCCCAAAAAGGUAUUCAGAUGUAUGAAUCUGAUGGCUCUAUCAUGGUGUACUGGCACGCGCUUGAUGCCCUAGAAACCCCACCAGCUCAGGCAGUGUUUGCCCGGGGUAUUGCUGCUGCCAGCGGACAGUACAUUUGUGUAGGGACCUCUUCAGGACUUGUCCUUGUGUUUGACAUUCCAGCCAAAGGCACCAACAUUACUCUUGCUGAGGUUCUGGCAGAACACAGAGACCCCAUUACUGACAUUGCAAGCGAGAGCUGCGAGGGCAAGGACGGCACACCUGACCUGGUCACGGCUGAUGACUCUGGCGUUCUUUGUGUCUGGAAAUCAGGGGAGGACUUUAAACUGCUGAACAAGAUCUCUGCUUAUGGUCGUGGUUUAUUUGUUUCUGACCCCUAUGUGCAUUUGCAGCUUCUCUCAGGGGCUGAAGAUUCGUUUGUACAGAUUUGGCAGCUGAAUCGCUCUGCAGAAACGGGGUUUAUUGAGGUUGAACACCGGCACGCAGAAUGUGUGACAGACACACAGAUAUGUGGAGCUCGUUUCUGUGACCCACAAGGGACAUCUUUUGCUGUCACUGGUUAUGACCUGAGUGAGAUCAUUAGAUAUGUUCAGAUUUGACUUCAUUGGGGUCUGCACUGUCACCGCUCCUCUGUCAUGUAUGGCAUAAGUCUUUCAUAGUAACACAAAGCAUAGACCGAAAUGGGCAAGAAUAUAGCAGUGAAUAGUGAUGCUUUAUAUUAGACAUACAAGUCAAUAGCAAUGAGCAUCUGCAGAUCAUUUUCACCUGCAGUAGCUCUGUGCAAAAGAGAGUCUACCUUGCUGCUCGACCUGAAAUUCCAACUCUGAGGACUUUAUAAGACUUGUGCAUUUUGCGGAUGGAUGAGCAGUCUAUGGUUUGACAACCCUAUGUAUCAACAUGGCAGGGGGCGGUCCCACGUUCCUUCUUGUCAGCCACUGUGUAGAGUACACAUUGUUCUAUAUUAGUGUAAAAACAGAGCAUUGACUGGCGUGUCUGUUUUUUACAAGCUGUAGGACCAACUGUGGUUUCAUAUGCUGUGGUGUUAGGGAUUAAGAUGUUGUUAACCAUAACUGUGAUGACACAUUCAGCAGAUGACCUUUUUCAGCACAAUAAUAUGACUCAAGUAGAAUAUGACACCAAAAUGAAUUCAGCUGCAACUUUAUUACUAUUUCAGGUUGGCCGAUAACAAAAGAGGACAGAUUACUCCUGGCAGGAGUCACUAUGUAAGAAUGUAACUCGUAUGUUUUGUUUAAUAUCGUUUUGUGCUGCCUCUGUUUUGUAAUAAAUAUAACUUUAUUAAAUGGAUGAUAGAAAUGUUUGUAACACACUAAAA